Messenger RNA from Westerdykella ornata, 1224 nucleotides. RefSeq names its product NAD(P)-binding protein. NCBI's taxonomy places the organism in Eukaryota, Fungi, Ascomycota, Dothideomycetes, Pleosporales, Sporormiaceae. Bases 208 to 951 code for a protein of 247 amino acids. The record is from RefSeq and is a predicted model, not a curated record. The transcript has a single exon.
GGCGACAAAACUCCCCCUUGUUGGCGGCCACGAAGGUGCAGGCGUCGUCGUAGCAAGAGGCGAGCUCGUCCAUGACGUUCAGGUAAGCAAUCCCGCUUCGCUGCAACCUUCACGCCGAGUGGUAAACCAACAACGUCUCAUCACCAGAUUGGAGACCAUGUCGGCGUCAAAUGGCUCAACGGCUCCUGCCUCGCCUGCGACUUCUGCAUGCAGGCCGACGAACCCCUCUGCCCAAAGGCUCUGCUCUCCGGCUACACCGUAGACGGUUCGUUCCAACAGUAUUGCAUCGCCAAGGCGGCGCAUGUCGCCCGCAUUCCCAAGGAGGUUUCCCUCGAUGGAGUGGCGCCUGUCCUCUGCGCCGGCAUCACUGUCUACAAGGGAUUGAAAGAGUCGGGCGCGAGACCGGGCGAGACCGUCGCCAUUGUCGGUGCCGGCGGUGGGCUGGGCAGUCUGGCACAGCAAUAUGCAAAGGCCAUGGGCCUCAAUGUCAUCGCCAUUGAUACCGGCGAGGACAAACGGAAGAUGUGCCUGGAGCAACUGGGCGCCUCCGCCUACGUCGAUUUCGCCAAGAGCAGCAACGUCGUCGAGGACGUACGGAACGCGACCGAGGAUAAGACCGGUCCCCAUGCCGUUCUCCUCCUCGCCGUCACAGAGAAGCCCUUCCAGCAAGCCGCCGAGUACGUCAGGCCAAGGGGCAGCGUCAUCGCCAUCGGCAUGCCUGCCGGCGCCUAUCUGCGCGCACCCGUCUUUGGCACCGUCGUCAAGAUGAUCUCCAUUAAGGGCUCGUACGUCGGUAACCGCAAGGAUACCGCCGAGGCCAUUGAGUUCUAUCGUCGCGGACUCAUCAACGCCCCCUUCAAGGUUGCCGGUCUGAGCGAGCUGCAGUCUGUCUUUGAUAAGAUGGAAAGGGGCGAGAUCGCCGGGAGAUAUGUGCUGGAUACUUCGCGCUAGAUGAGGCGAUAUCGGGGCGUGCUUUGGUGUUUGGCGUUUGAUAGAGGCGGUGCUGGGCUGCUAAAACGGCGGCAUGCUUGAUGAAUUGAUGAUGACGAGGGAAAAGGCGUGGAUACCGCCUGUGAUGGAAGUGCGGAUUGGCGGGAUUUCUGACCGACUCUGAUAGACUGCUGCGUCGGUAAUGGAAAUGUAAUAUGCAAUGUUCAGAAGUAGAGCUUGAAAAACAGUGCUUGAUACAACCUUGCCGCAGUAUGCCAAUCCUUUCGACAAUCA